Molecule: messenger RNA, 270 nt
Organism: Fusarium coffeatum
Lineage: Eukaryota; Fungi; Ascomycota; Sordariomycetes; Hypocreales; Nectriaceae
Exons: 1
Coding region: 1-270 (89 amino acids)
Source: RefSeq, a predicted model, not a curated record
AUGUCGCAACCAACUCUUACCGCAGACUACUCCUCCCCGGAAAGCGAGCCUUUCAAGGUCUCACAUCAGCUGCCAGCCAUUUCCUCUACAGCCUCCACGACUGACAAGGCGUCAUUCCUCGAGGCUCUACGUGCAUCUAUUGCUGAUACCCAGGCCACAAUCAACCAGGAGCUCACAGCACGAAUGGAGCAGGACAAGGCGAGAGACGCGGCAGCUGAGGCCAAGGAGGAAGAAAACUACGGCGAAGAGGUGGUGGAGGAGGAGGACUGA